Messenger RNA from Octodon degus (degu), 5084 nucleotides. RefSeq names its product ATPase phospholipid transporting 11A (gene Atp11a). The transcript has 29 exons. Gene Ontology annotation, cellular component: endoplasmic reticulum; plasma membrane; trans-Golgi network. The coding region runs from base 16 to 3555 and encodes 1179 amino acids. Lineage: Eukaryota; Metazoa; Chordata; Mammalia; Rodentia; Octodontidae. The record is from RefSeq and is a predicted model, not a curated record. Gene Ontology annotation, molecular function: ATP binding; magnesium ion binding; ATPase-coupled intramembrane lipid carrier activity. Gene Ontology annotation, biological process: phospholipid translocation.
UGAAGGUAACACAAGAUGAAGAAAGCCCUGGAAACACUGCUACAGUGUGCUGGGGAGGAGGACUGGGUGGACAGCCGCACUAUCUACGUGGGACACAAGGAGCCCCCACUCGGCGCUGAGGCCUACAUUCCACAGAGAUACCCCGACAACAGGAUCGUCUCCUCCAAGUACACAUUUUGGAACUUCAUACCUAAGAACUUAUUUGAGCAAUUCAGAAGGAUCGCCAACUUCUACUUCCUCAUCAUAUUUCUGGUACAGCUGAUCAUUGACACGCCCACCAGCCCAGUGACCAGUGGACUCCCGCUCUUCUUCGUCAUCACCGUCACGGCCAUCAAGCAGGGGUAUGAAGACUGGCUCCGCCACAAAGCUGACAGUGCCAUGAACCAGUGCCCUGUGCACUUCAUCCAGCACGGCAAGCUGGUGCGCAAGCAGAGCCGCAAGCUGAGGGUGGGGGACAUCGUCAUGGUCAAGGAGGACGAGACCUUUCCCUGUGACUUGAUCUUCCUGUCCAGCAACCGGGGCGAUGGGACCUGCCACGUGACCACUGCCAGCUUGGACGGAGAGUCUAGCCAUAAGACGCACUAUGCUGUCCAGGACACCAAAGGCUUCCACACCGAGGAGGACAUCGACGCCCUGCAUGCCACCAUCGAGUGCGAGCAACCGCAGCCCGAUCUCUAUAAGUUUGUUGGACGCAUCAAUGUUUACAACGACCUCAGCGACCCUGUGGUGAGGCCGCUGGGGUCGGAGAACCUGCUGCUGCGAGGAGCCACCCUCAAGAACACCGAGCGGAUCUUCGGGGUGGCCAUCUACACGGGAAUGGAGACCAAGAUGGCCUUGAACUACCAGUCUAAGUCCCAGAAGCGAUCUGCUGUGGAGAAGUCCAUGAAUGUGUUCCUAGUCGUGUACCUCUGCAUCCUCAUCAGCAAGGCGCUGGUCAACACCAUCCUCAAGUACGUGUGGCAGAGUGAGCCCUUCCGCGACGAGCCGUGGUACAACCAGAAAACGGAGUCCGAGAGACAGAGAAACCUGUUUCUCAGAGCCUUCACCGACUUCCUGGCCUUCAUGGUCCUCUUCAACUACAUCAUCCCAGUGUCCAUGUAUGUCACAGUGGAGAUGCAGAAGUUCCUGGGCUCCUACUUCAUCACCUGGGAUGAGGACAUGUUUGAUGAGGAGAGCGGGGAGGGGCCGCUUGUCAACACAUCGGACCUGAAUGAAGAGCUGGGUCAGGUGGAGUACAUCUUCACUGACAAGACGGGCACCCUCACCGAGAACAACAUGGCUUUCAAGGAGUGCUGCAUCGAGGGCCACGUGUACGUGCCGCACGCCAUCUGCAACGGGCAGGUGCUGCCCGACUCCUCAGGCAUUGACAUGAUCGACUCGUCCCCAGGCAUCAGCAGCAGGGAGCGAGAGGAGCUGUUCUUCCGGGCUCUCUGUCUCUGCCACACAGUCCAGGUGAAGGAUGAGGACCAUGUGGACGGCCCCAGGAAGUCACCGGACUCAGGCAAAUCCUGUGUGUACAUCUCAUCCUCACCUGACGAAGUUGCGCUGGUGGAGGGUGUACAGAGGCUGGGCUUCACAUACCUGCGGCUGAAGGACAGCUACAUGGAGAUCCUGAACAGGGAUGGGGACAUUGAGAGGUUCGAGCUGCUGGAAGUUCUGAGUUUUGACUCUGUGAGGAGGAGGAUGAGCGUAAUUGUCAGGUCCACCACAGGGGAAAUUUAUCUGUUUUGCAAAGGAGCAGAUUCCUCCAUCUUCCCCCGAGUGAUUGAAGGCAAAGUGGAUCAGAUCCGGUCCCGCGUGGAGCGCAACGCCGUGGAGGGGCUCCGCACGCUGUGUGUGGCCUACAAGAGGCUUGUUCCCGAGGACUACGAGGGCGUCUGCGGGCUGCUGCAGGCUGCCAAGGUGGCGCUCCAGGACCGGGAGAAGAAGCUAGCUGAGGCCUAUGAGCAGAUAGAGAAGGACCUCAUUCUGCUCGGCGCGACGGCUGUAGAGGACCGACUCCAGGAGAAAGCUGCAGACACCAUUGAGGCGCUACAGAAAGCGGGUAUCAAAGUCUGGGUGCUCACUGGGGACAAGAUGGAGACCGCAGCGGCCACCUGCUAUGCCUGCAGGCUCUUCCGCAGGGGCACGCAGCUGCUGGAGCUGACCACCAAGAGGAUUGAGGAGCAGAGUCUGCAUGAUGUGCUCUUCGAGCUCAGCAAGACUGUGCUGCGCUGCAGCGGGAGCCUGACCAGGGACCACUUCUCGGGGCUUUCUACAGACAUGCAUGACUAUGGGCUCAUCAUCGAUGGGGCAGCCCUGUCCUUGAUCAUGAAGCCCCGAGAAGACGGGAGCUCUGCCAACUACCGCGAGCUUUUCCUGGACAUCUGCCGGAACUGCAGCGCUGUGCUGUGCUGCCGGAUGGCACCCCUGCAGAAGGCCCAGAUUGUUAAAUUAAUCAAACUUUCCAAAGAGCACCCAAUCACACUGGCUAUCGGCGACGGCGCCAAUGACGUCAGCAUGAUUCUGGAGGCCCACGUGGGCAUAGGUGUCAUUGGGAAGGAGGGCCGGCAGGCCGCCAGGAACAGUGACUAUGCAAUCCCGAAAUUCAAGCACUUGAAGAAGAUGCUUCUUGUCCACGGGCAUUUUUAUUACAUCAGGAUAUCUGAGCUUGUGCAAUACUUCUUUUAUAAGAACGUCUGCUUCAUUUUCCCCCAGUUUUUAUACCAGUUCUUCUGUGGGUUUUCGCAACAGACUUUGUACGACACUGCGUACCUGACCCUCUACAACAUCAGCUUCACCUCCCUCCCUAUCCUGCUCUACAGCCUGAUGGAGCAGCAUGUGGGCGUGGAUGUGCUCAAGAGGGACCCAUCCCUGUACAGGGACAUCGCCAAGAACGCACUGCUUCGCUGGCGGGUGUUCGUCUACUGGACGCUCCUGGGGCUGUUCGACGCCUUGGUCUUCUUCUUUGGUGCCUAUUUCAUGUUUGAAGACACAGCUGUGACCAGCACUGGGCAGAUGUUUGGGAACUGGACCUUUGGGACGCUGGUGUUCACUGUGAUGGUAUUCACGGUCACACUGAAGCUUGCGCUGGACACACACUACUGGACGUGGAUAAACCACUUUGUCACCUGGGGGUCGCUGCUCUUCUACGUCAUCUUCUCCCUGCUGUGGGGAGGCAUCAUUUGGCCGUUCCUCAGUUACCAGAGGAUGUACUACGUGUUCAUACACAUGCUGUCCUGCGCGCCCGCCUGGCUCGGCAUCAGCCUGCUGAUCACCGUCAGCCUGCUCCCCGACAUCCUCAAGAAGGUCCUGUGCAGGCAGCUGUGGCCCACGGCGACAGAGAGAACCCAGAACACGCGGCGUGCAGACGGCAGUCCAGAGCUCAGCCCGCCUGCCUCUCUGCAGAGCCCAGGUGCUCUGGACCCCAGGCCUGCAGCCGCCCCGCGUGGCCCCCCAUCCAGGAAGGGGCCACAUGUGCUCUGGGGGAGCGAGGAGUAUGCUGUGUCCCUGCCAGUCCAGGCCUCACCCGUCGCUGCCGCAGCUCCUGCAUUCUGUCAGGACACAACCACAUGAUGGACAGAUGGACAGAUGGACGGAGGGUGCCCAGGCAGCCCUGGGGCAUGUGGGCAUGUGCCUGCCUCAUCUGUGAGGAUGGGUGCCACUGUGAUCUUGCUUGCUGGCCCCUACUGGGUUCUGGGACAGGACCUUAUGCCAGGCCCACCCAAGCGCCCACUUUCCUGACCUCCAGGUCUGCUGUUACUGCGCAGAAAAGCCUAUCCCUGGCCACAGCCUGUGGCUGCCCAGUGGCCAACCCACCCGUUGCCCACCACGAGACCUGCCACGCCCUGUGCCCAGCACCCCUUCUGUGCCUCCCUCGUACAGAACUGUGCAGUCUGGGAAGUGAGCACCUCAGGCCUUCGGCCACAUCCAUCCCUGGCCUGUGGCUGCGCUCUGCCCAUGUGUGAUUCCCCCGUGGGGUGCCUCUCUUCUGCUGAGGAGAGGCUGCCAUUGCAUGCCAGAGCCUUGGAGGGUUCAGGUCCCCUCUCACGUCCCCCACUGCCCUGUGGAGGGGACUGUGUCCACAGUAGCCAGGCCACUGCAGGAUCCUUGUGGUGUCUGGGACAGACGUCAGCUCACCUGCCUGGGAUGGGAAGUGUUUGUUCUUCCAGUGAUGGGCCAGGGCGAGGCACUAGAGCAGAUCUUUGGCAGUAGUGAGGCUGGCUUUGUCCUCACUGUGAGAUGAUCCCUCCCCUGGGACUGUCUCAGGCUAAUGUGGGCCCCAGGUCCACUGCAGUCUGCAGCUCAGCCUCAUCUGCAUAAACCCCCGCAGGCCUCAUCUCCUGGGCCUCUCCCAGCUCAGGGUUUGUCCAGGUCUCCCAAGUGGACAGGCUGUCAGAGGCUGCUGUGCUGUGAGUUUCCAGGACUUUCACCCUGGGUCUCUCCUCCCGGAGGGAUCUAUGUGUUGUAGCCUUAAUGGUCCCGGUCUAGGGAAGACGUUUCAGCUCAAGGUCCCACCCUCAGCCAGGAGCACAGGGCUCUGCUGAAGACCCUCCACCAGCAGCUGGAGAAGCCAGUUCUGAGCUGCUGUCGUCAGGCUGGGAAGCCAGGCCAGCCAGGCCAGGGUGUGGCGUGCUCCCAGGGUAGUGUUGGAGACUAGACUGCUGGGUGACGCAGGGCAGCCUCUGAGCCUGGCUAUGUGGAGACAGGUCGUUGGCCCAGCCCAGGGCUGGAGGAGCAGCAGGUGGCAAGUGCAGGGCUUGUGGCCCAGGGGAAUGUGAGCACAGAACCGGAUGGGUCCCAGCUGGCUGGGAGGAGGCAGGAGGAGGAUGCCUGUCUUUCAGGCUGCCUCCGUUCCCACUCGUUCCUCCGUGCCCCCCUGCCUAGCCGCCGGCCCCACAAUGUGGACCCCACACAUGUGGUGCCUGUUCCGGCCGGCCCACACUGACCUGCAGGUGACGGCGGGCACUCUCACAGCCCUUUUUAAGAACCCAAAGUGGGUACAAAUGUAAGAGCUGGGGGGCGGGGACAGAUUCUCCGUAUGUUUAGUUAACAGAUUAUUUGUAAUGUAUUUUUUUAGAAAUCAAAAUUGCCUUUGCACUGAA